ACGUAUACAUGUGCUAGAGGUGUGUCUAGUCUCAAUCUUGGUAAUCCUCUCUCUCACAGGACAUCCAAGAGAUUAAGCAAGAGCAGUCAUGUUAGGGCUUAGGAGGUAUUGCUACCAGUCCACACCUCAGCACAAGGUCUCUGGUUAUGACAAGUUUGUGCUCAGGAUCACUGGACUCUCAGAGGGAGUCUCUUACAACUCAAUCAGUAUUGAGCGGAUGGAGAAGGCCAACUCUCGAUUCCGUAUUGGUCUAAUGUUUUUGAUGAUGGGAUUCAGUGUAGCCGGGUCAGUGUAUGCAGUGAUGUUGGGGAAGAGGGACAGAGCUGAGCAUGUGCACAGUGUGACGCAGCAGAACAUAGAGAGACAUGCCAAAGCAAAGGCCAAGUCUCUGCAGGAGAAAUGACAAUUUAAUGUGAACUAUGUUAAUUGUGAUUCAUGAUCG
Messenger RNA from Halichondria panicea, 442 nucleotides. RefSeq lists its product as uncharacterized. The record is from RefSeq and is a predicted model, not a curated record. The transcript is spliced from 3 exons. Lineage: Eukaryota; Metazoa; Porifera; Demospongiae; Suberitida; Halichondriidae. Bases 89 to 403 code for a protein of 104 amino acids.